AGCGAGUCGCUGCGUUACGGCCUCAGUUCCUCGUCACCGCCGCUACAAACAACCACCAACAGUGGGAGGGGCCAGGAGGACAGACAAGCCGGAUAAGAGAGUCGAGAAGGCGGGCUUUUUCGCAACCGCCUGCCGCCUGUCGAGCUCCGCACGGAGACUCCAUCCACCUGCUCGGCUGCCCGCUGGCCGGAGGGCAGGCACUGAACUCGGCAUGGACGCGCUGAAGAACGCCGGAAGAGCCAUGAUCAAGAGCCCCGGAGUACCGCGGCAUACAUGGGGAACUUCCAAACACCAAAAGCUUCCAGAGAAUUGGACAGACACCAAGGAGACUCUUCUUGAGGGGAUGGUGUUCAACCUCAAGUACCUGGGAAUGACGCUGGUGGUCCAGCCCAAAGGGGAGGACAUGGCCUCCACUGCCAUCCGCAGGAUCGUUACCAUGGCCAGAGCGGGCCCUAAAAAGUUCCGCAAAGUAACGUUGACGGUCUCGCCGAAAGGCAUCGUCAUCACCGACACCGACACUGCGGCUCUAAUAGAGAACGUCUCCAUCUACAGAAUCUCGUACUGCACAGCAGAUAAAAGUCAGGACAAAGUGUUUGCGUAUGUCUCCCAGAGUCAGUUCAACGAAACCCUGGAGUGUCACGCCUUCCUCUGCCAAAAGAAGAAGAUUGCCCAGGCUGUGACAUUAACAGUGGCACAGGCCUUCAAAGUAGCUCUGGAUCUUUGGGAGAUGUCCCAGGAAGACAAAAGUAAGAAGGCAAGAAGCGCAUGUUGUUCCUGUGCAGCCGCCGAUCAUGUGACAACAGUCAGUCAGUGUGUUGCAGCAGACCCAAAGGCGUGCUCGUCUUUGGGCGUGGACACGAAGCUUCGCCGUCCCUUCCUGUCCACCUCCAUCAGCUCCCUGUCGCCUUGCAGCAGCCCGGCUAGAAGGCGACCGAUCAAACAUGACUCCUGGGAUGUGGAUGACGGAGCGGAUGAUGCAAUCUCAAGCAGCAUGGAAGUAGAAGACUCAUGCACUGACCCGACUUCAGACCCAUCAAUGCAGCUCUGAAGAGGUUCACAUGAGAACAUGAAAGAUGCUUCCUGCAAGAAGAGACAUAAAAGCGAACCGGAACCAAUAAGCGGUGUCAGUCUGGACCCAAAAAGAAACAGUCACACCUGCAGGGACGUCCCACAGCGUUGUUUGGACCUGUAAACUACUUUUGGCUGGACCACUUCUUAAGUGUCAUAAAUCAUCUUUCCAAGUAAAAACAAGACUUUUCAUCAACUUACUUCUGUAAUUACAACUUUUAGGCAGAAGCAAAACAAAAGUGUUAUCAUGGGAUGUCAACACUGCAGAGAAAGAACAUGGAAGUGAGACUUACUGCAAGUUGUGCUUCAGGUGGCCGCUCCAUAGUGUUGUCUUACCAUGUUCUAGUUUUGUUUCCAGGUGUCCACUUGUUGCGUCUUACCAUGUUCUAUUAUUGUUUUCGGUUGUCCGCUUGUUGUCUUACUAUGUUCUAUUUUUGUUUUCAGGUGGCCACUCCACCGUGUUGUCCUACCAUGUUUUAUUUCUGUUUUCAGGUGUCCGCUCAACAGUGUUGUGUCCUACCAUGUUCUAUUUUUGUUUUCAGUUGUCCACUCCACAGUGUUGUCCUCCCAUGUUCUAUUUUAGUUUUCAGGUGGCCGCUCCAUAGUGUUGUCCUACCAUGUUCUAUUUUAGUUUUCAGGUAGCCGCUCCAGUGUUGUGUCUACCAUGUUCUAUCUUCUGGCUGACAUAUUCUAAUGCAUUUAAGUAAGACUAUUUAUACUGUAAAUGACAGCCUAAUCCAACAUGACCACUUUCACAGCAGCGUGUUUUCUACUUGUGCAAGCAAACCUGAUCAUUUGUUGCAAAAACAAGACCACCUGUAGUUUCUACUCUGACAUGCACAAUAAAUUAAUUUGUACAACAUUUUGUCACUUUGGU
This is a messenger RNA of Entelurus aequoreus (snake pipefish), 1945 nucleotides long. RefSeq names its product low density lipoprotein receptor adapter protein 1-B. The record is from RefSeq and is a predicted model, not a curated record. The transcript has 10 exons. Lineage: Eukaryota; Metazoa; Chordata; Actinopteri; Syngnathiformes; Syngnathidae. The coding region runs from base 212 to 1048 and encodes 278 amino acids.